Molecule: messenger RNA, 1860 nt
Organism: Chenopodium quinoa (quinoa)
Lineage: Eukaryota; Viridiplantae; Streptophyta; Magnoliopsida; Caryophyllales; Amaranthaceae
Product: probable RNA-binding protein 46
Exons: 16
Coding region: 137-1612 (491 amino acids)
Cellular component (GO): nucleus
Molecular function (GO): mRNA binding
Source: RefSeq, a predicted model, not a curated record
UCCUAUUUCCUACCUCUCUGAGUUAUUUCAUUGAAGCGCGACUCAACGUUCUCCAUUGAAGUGUUCUCCGUUGAAUCUAAUUCUUGUAUCCCCCAUUGAAGCAGCUUCUAAGUUAUUCUCCACAUGUGGGAAAAUUAUGGAGGGGUAUUGCUUUGUUCGCUUCUCAACUAAAGAAGCUGCUGUCAGAGCUGUGAGUGAUAAAUCUGGAAUUAUGCUAGACGGCAGGAAAAUUGGUGUUCUUCCAUCAACACAGCAGUAUUCUCUGUUUCUGGGGAAUCUUCCCAAAGAGUGGAGUCCAGAUGAAUUUGACAGAGUGGUUAGGCAGGUAUUUCAGGACGUGGAUUCUGUAAACCUUGUUAUGAUGUCUAGUGAUGGAGUCACCCCAUCUACUCAUAAGCAGCAAAACCGCGGAUUUGGUUUUGUGCAGUUCUCAUCCCAUGCCGCUGCUGGACGUGCAUAUAGAUUGAGCUCAAAAUCAGAAUUUGUUCUUGGUGGAAAAUGCCAUCCAACUGUGCAGUGGGCUGAGGAGGAACCUGAAAUUGAUCCAGAUGAAUUUGCCAAGGUGAAGAUUGCUUUUAUCAGAAACCUUCCUGCAGACGUAACUGAAGGGUUUUUGAGGAAACUGUUUGGACCUUUUGGGGAGAUAGAGAAAGUAGUUCUGUCUAAGAAGGGUCAGUCCCAAGUUGGGUUUGUCCAUUAUGCUAAAAGACAGGAUCUUGACAGUGCAAUCAAGGGAUUGCAUGAUAGGACAGUCCAAGGGCCAAAUUCUGGUUUGUUUAAGCUCCAGGUUGAAGUUGCAAGACCCUUUGAGAAGAACAAGAAAAGAGCCCGUGAAGGAUCAAGUAGGGUCGUGACUGACGUGACUCAAUCCAAAGUCUUGAAAGCUGACUCUGGUUUUUCUUCAGGUGGCCAUGUGUUGAAAGUCCGUGAGGAACAUGUUGGUGAUCCAUAUGAAGCAGCAGUAGUCUCACUACCUGCUGCUGUACAAGAUCGUUUGCUUCGGAUCCUACGACUGGAUAUUGCUACCCGUUAUGAUAUUGACAUACGAUGCCUGAGAAGUCUUAAGGAGAUCCCAGAAUCAGCUGCGAUAUCUGUCCUUGAUCAGUUCCUGUUAUCAGGAGGAGAAGAAAUUGACAAAGGAGCAUUUCUUGCGGGAUUAAUUACCAAGUACCAGAUUAGAAGCCUAAGGACAAGUCAAUUACCUGAAUAUACGUCAAGGGAAGAUGAAUAUGUAAGUGCAAGAUCAGAAUUGGCCAGGUUACCAAGUCGAAGCCAGGUGCCAGUUGUGGACUCCUUUUCUUCUCACGUGGCCACCUCACGGUAUGAGAAAUAUUCUCCUAAUUUGCCCUAUUUUGAUUACUCACCAUCACCUCGAGCUGGCAUUACAAGAACAUUCGAGGAAAGGAAUACUUCUCCAGUGUACUUCCCAGGUUCAUCAAGCUAUGGAAAUUUGGGAUUAAAGUCGCCCAUUUUACGCACUGCAUCUCACCAACCUACACGACCUCAAGUUAGAUUUGAUCCUUACACAGGUGAACCUUAUAAAUUCGACCCCUACACAGGCGAACCUAUUCAACCGGAAACUCUUUCACGUGGCGGUCGAAGCCUUUACUGAUGGUGAUAGAGCCUUUGGGAGAGCUACCUUUUCCCUGGUAUUCCGGUGACCUGUGAGAAUACAUUAGCAAGUUUAAGUUGUACAAUUGUGAGAGUUGUACCUGUGAGAGUUGUAGGUUUUUCUUUCAAUAGUGUUUUACUUCUGGUCUUUUAGAAGACGAUAUCAAGUUGUUUUAGUUGUACAAAAGUGUUAAUUAAUUUAACCAGUUCAAUGAAAAUGGUAAGAGGUUUUCAUGAUUGAUUGUUUUA